UUUCCCAUCCUAUACAAUGCAACUGGGGAUGUGAGAAUUCAAGAGAUUUUGCGAUCCCUAUUCAAGUCUAAAGUAAAUUUCCGGGCCGAAAGGCCCAAUAAUUGCACCUUUCACGUUGCGGGCCCGUAUCAGGUUUGCCAGAAAAGUCCUCCGUGGCGGAAUAAGGUGGUUAGAUGGACCCCGCCACCCACACCACCAUUCCAGUAGUAACAGGUUUCACUGAAACCAAAAAGCCACCGCCAAUGAAGAAAUCUUGCGAUCAGGGGUUACAUAUAAUGAAAUUUAAUCAACCCAGGGUUCUAAUUUCGAGCCCUAAGCUUCAUUAGUCGAAAAUGAUCUGGGAAAUUUCGGGCUUCGUCUGGGCUUUCGCUUCAGGUUCUUGGUGUCAUUGGCUACUGCUAUUUGCUAUCGUGUCCUCUAUCUAUCAGAAUGUAUUGACUUUGCAGACAGCUCUUGAGCCCUCUCGCAUUUCUUCUGUGUCUAUGCUAAAAGCUAGCCCACCAAAAACUGGAGUCUUUAAGCCCAUAGAAAUAUCACCUGCCUUUAUACCGCAUUCUCAGUUUCCCGGGGAAUCAUUGCCUCCAAUGUAUCCUACUUUUCCACCUACCUAUGAUCCUGUCUUAACUGGAAGGUGUCCUGUAAAUUUCUCUGCCAUUUCAAGUAUCAUGAACAAAACAGCAUCUGAUUGUGAUCAAGUCUUUGCACCUGUACUAGGAAAUGUUAUAUGCUGCCCACAGUUCAGUAGCUUGCUCCACAUAUUCCAGGGAUUCUACAGCAUUAGUUCUGAUAAUUUAGUUUUACUAAAUGCAGUUGCCGAUGAUUGUUUUAAAGACAUCAUCAAUAUAUUAGCCAGCAGAGGAGCGAGUGGCUUGAUACCUUCCAUCUGCUCUGUAAAGUCUUCAAAUCUCACAGGUGGCUCUUGCCCGGUGAAGGACAUAAAUACUUUCGAGAAAAUAGUGAACACAAGCAAAUUACUGGAUGCUUGCACAGCAGUCGAUCCACUUAAAGAAUGCUGCAGACCAAUUUGUCAGCCUGCAAUUAUCGAGGCUGCACUUAAGAUAUCUGGGACGCAAUCAUUUGUGAAUAAUGAUACAAAUCAUCUUGACAUGCUUAAUGAUUGUAAAGGGGUGGUGUAUUCAUGGAUGUCUAGGACACUUCCACACGAUGCUGCUGAUACAGCAUACCGUAUAUUGUCUGCCUGCAAGGUUAACAAAGCUUGUCCAUUGGCUUUAAAGCAGCCAUCAGAAGUCAUUGUAGCAUGUAAAAAUGUACCUGCUCCAAGCCCUUCAUGUUGUAGCUCAUUAAAUACUUACAUCGCGGGAAUACAAAAGCAAAUGUUGAUAACAAAUCGCCAAGCAAUAAUCUGUGCAACAAGGUUAGGGUACAUGCUACAGAAGGGUGGGGUGAUGACCAAUAUUUUUGAGCUUUGUGAUGUGGACUUGAAAGAUUUUAGUCUCCAAACAGCUGAUGGACAACAAGGUCAUUUUUUUCCCUCCACUUUUAUGUUGCCUAAUUGGAUCUUCUUUCCCUGUGUUGCAUGUUCAGGGUGUUUGCUUCAAAGCUUGCCAGCAGAUUUGGUGUAUGAUAAGUCAGCAGGCUUAAGCUUUGCUUGUGAUUUGAAUGACAAUAUUGAAGCUCCAUGGCCUUCAUCAUCUUCUCUCACGUCAUUAUCUCUUUGUGCUCCUGAGAUGUCCCUGCCAGCACUACCAACAUCCAAGACAUUCAGUAACCUUGGCUAUCGUGGGGGUUGGACAGAUCUCUUUGUACCCAUUUUUACUUUUUUGGUUUUUGGAACAUUAUUGUUAUAAAAAGGUUUUGCGGAGUGCUGGGUUGAUUUUAGUUGAAGGGCUUUAGAUUGCCCCUAGCAGAUUUACAUGUAAAUAUUAAUACCUUCCCUUGCAUAUAUUAGAAGCUAAUUUGGUCAUCAUUCUUGAUUGAAUUUAUAAUAUGAAGGAUUUUCAGGAUU
Molecule: messenger RNA, 1966 nt
Organism: Olea europaea var. sylvestris
Lineage: Eukaryota; Viridiplantae; Streptophyta; Magnoliopsida; Lamiales; Oleaceae
Exons: 7
Coding region: 333-1808 (491 amino acids)
Cellular component (GO): plasma membrane
Source: RefSeq, a predicted model, not a curated record